Zea mays is the source of this 1827-nucleotide messenger RNA. RefSeq lists its product as uncharacterized. NCBI's taxonomy places the organism in Eukaryota, Viridiplantae, Streptophyta, Magnoliopsida, Poales, Poaceae. The transcript has a single exon. The coding region runs from base 272 to 1537 and encodes 421 amino acids. The record is from RefSeq and is a predicted model, not a curated record.
CGAGAGCGCGGGGCGAUAGCGCGGGCGAGAGCGACGUGGCGCGAUCUGACUGGUCCACGUGUCGCGAUCUGAUUGGUCCACGUGUGCUAGCCGUUGCAACUAGCCGUUUUUGACCGUUUGGAGUCCAAAAAAUUCGAAAAAAAUUGCAAAAAAUUACAAAUUUCAUCCCCAAUCCCUCUAUAUAUAUCCCUACCCGGGUGGAGCUCAUUUCACACACCAUUUCAUCUCAUUUCUCUCUUCCAAACUCGCCUUUUCUACUCAUCUUCACGUCAUGUCUUCCUCGAGCACAAACUCAAGUGAAGGAGCCGAAGGGGGAAUGUGCAAUGCAUUGCAAGCAGCCAUGGAGGAGGCUAUGCUCAACCUCAAUGAAGAGUCGUCGAGCAGGCCCAAGCGUCGUCGACGCUACAUCAAUCGUGAUCGUGAGUCUGCCCAUGAUCGGCUUCAUCAAGACUACUUCGCCGAUGACUGUGUGUAUCCUCCAAAUUACUUUCGGCGUAGGUAUCGCAUGAGGCGACAACUUUUUUUGAGUAUUAUGCUUAGAUUAGGUGAAUACUCUCCGUAUUUCACCCAAAGAGAAGAUGCUCUGGGUCGACUCGGGCUCUCUCCCCUACAAAAGUGCACCGCAGCUCUGCGCUUGUUAGCCUAUGGAUCCGCUGCAGAUUCGAUAGAUGAGUACUUAAAGCUAGCUAGAUCAACUGCAUUAGAGUGUCUAGAGAAGUUUUGUGAGGGUAUCAUUCAUUGUUAUGAGGAGGAGUUCUGUCGUCGACCAAAUGUCGCGGAUAUUCAGCGUCUACUAGCAAAAGCAGAAGAGCGUGGCUUUCCAGGCAUGCUAGGAAGUAUCGAUUGUAUGCAUUGGCAGUGGAGGAAUUGUCCGGUCGCCCAUGCCGGUCAAUUCACAAGGGGGGAUAUCAAACAUCCCACCAUCAUCUUAGAAGCUGUUGCAUCGUAUGAUCGGUGGAUCUGGCAUGCUUUUUUUGGGGUGGCCGGGUCCAACAAUGACAUUAACGUACUGAAUCAGUCGCCAUUAUUCAAGGAUGUCCUUCAAGGUCAAGCACCCAUAGUGAACUUCAUGGUUAAUGGACAUGAACACAAUAUGGGAUACUAUCUUGCCGACGGCAUCUACCCUUCCUGGCCGGUGUUCAUCAAGGGUAUUCCGCUUCCACAAAGUGAGAAACAUCAGUUAUUCACAAAUGCUCAAGCAGCAUGGCGCAAAGAUGUUGAGUGCGCUUUUGGAGUGUUGAAAUCUCGGUUCAACAUUAUAGCAGUUCCUGGACGUUCUUACUCUCAACGUACUCUUGGUUUGAUCAUGCGUGCAUGUGUCAUUUUGCACAAUAUGAUCAUCGAUGACGAGCGUGAUGCCGAUUUAGACGAGACAUAUGAGACAGUUGAUUCUACAGUCGGCCCGUCGAUCUACUACAAUGCAACCCCGAGCCUAGCAGCUAGGAUUCAAAUGGACAACGAGAUGACGGACACAUCGAUGUAUACACAACUACUAAAUGAUUUGGUUGAACAUGUAUGGGGACAUAAUAAUCAUUAGAUUUAUGUAAUUUUCUAUUAAUUAUUAUGUAUUUUUAAAUCGUCAUGUAAUUUUAUUUUAAUUAUUACGCAAUUUGUAAUUUUUAAUUCAAUAAAAAUAUUAUGUUGUGUGUUUUCUGAGCGUUGAAAUAAAUCCGCGUGAAUUACUUAAUUCUGAAAUAGAAAAGCUGAUGUGGCUAUAGCCUGAGGCUGUAGCCUGCUGCAGCCUGUGCACUGGAGCAGCAGAGGCGAGAGUGGAGGCGAGAGCUGACGUGGCAGUGGCGAGAGGGAGGCUGUGCACUGGACUCAGCC